AUGGUUUUCCCCCUUGUCGUUUUGCUCCUUUCACUCUCCGCCGUCGUGGCGGAGCCACGGCUGUACUCUGCCAUCUCUAUCGGCGAGAGUGCCGUGGAUACGGGUUAUGGUUCGUGCCCGGCCUUCCCCAGCGAGAGAGCCUUUGCGGUCGCGGACCCGGACGCGCCUCCGGCUGACUACAUUCUUCCUCUCAGAUUCCCGUUCGUGGCGGAGCCACGGCCGUACUCUGCCUUCUCUAUCGGCGAGAGUGUUGGGUUUACGGGUUAUGGUUCGUGCCCGGCCUUCCCCAGCGAGAGAGCUGUUGCCGUCGCGGACGCGAACGCGCCUCCGCCUGACUACAGUCUCCUUCUCACAUUCCCGUCCGUGGAGAGCAGUACAUGUCCAGUUGCAACGAACCUGCUCGCUGCUGUUUUUUCUGAUAUUUCGUCUGGAUUUGAGGUUUGCACCGCUGUCGAAGCUUCGGCGGGGGGGAAAUUAAUGCCCAAACUCCCCCCGGUCCCCAAUGCGGCUAAAUGCGCCGCUGUUGGACUUGGCAUAGCCGUUGGUCAAUAUGUCCUGAACAAACACACUCGAGCAACAAUUCAGUCCCACUGGAUGCUCGUCAUCCACUGGCCGCCGACGUGUUGCGCCAGUCGUUCGGAUUGUUUUAUUCCUAUACCAGAAAGGUUUACCAUUCAUGGAUUAUGGCCGAUUAACCAAAAAGGCGACACUAUGUCACCAAACAAGCCCUUCAAUGCAGUUUCUCAACUUAAUGGGGGAGACAUUAUUGAUUGGGGGACGCUGCGGUUGACUGAACGGCGAUUGGACCGGGAGUGGCCAAAUCUAGUUGGCAGUGACGACUUUUUUUGGAAUUGGGAGUGGACAAGGCAUGGGUAUUUUUUGGGUUUGAGUGCCCUGGAUUAUUUCAGGAAGGCUCUUGAUUAUAAAUCAGCUGUUGACGCAAUGUCCGGGGGUUCGAUGGAGAAGUUCCUGGCAAAAAGACGCGACACCUGGUGCCCUGGAAAUCUUGCAAGGAAGAAUUUAAAAGAGUUGUCGCCUGUAGUUGAAGAGCACCUCUCAGAAGUGAAAUCAGCAAGAACAGAUCAAAGAGCAGUGGGGCCACUUCUUCCAUUUGAAGAGUUAGUUAAAGAAGAAAGUACUAAUGAGUGCAGCAAACAAGACGAAGACUGUAAACGCAGUGCUUUGGAAGAUCCUAGUCUUCCUGAUCCUCAUGCUCUGCUGCAUGUUACCAGAGAGCGAUGGCUUUGCCGAGCUCGGAUAAUGAGUGACAUCCAAAUUGAUCAACUAAUGAGGAAGCUUGAGGUGGCUGAUCAGAAAUGCAAAGAGUGUGCUGCACAGAAUACAGAUUCUUUAACCCAUAAAGAUGGAAAGGGAUGUUUGAGGGACUCAGAUGCUAUACUUGUGAUAAAUCAGCUUCAAGAAAAGAUUGUUUUGGAGAUGGAGAAAUGCUCAAGCCAGAAGCAAUUGAAAUCUGUAGUCGAUUUGGCAACUGAGCAAACUAUAUCUGCACAGGAGAAAUAUGAAAAGGUUCAUAGGUUCAACAUAUACAUGAGUUUCUGUUCGGAAUUUUUUUCAAGGAAUUUAUUGUCAUUAACCAUUUUCCACGAAGAAUCAAAUUGGUUGAUCAGUUUAUUAACGGAGGCUGAGGAAAUAAAAUUGGAAUUUGAAAAGUCAAGGCAUAUUAUUUGGUCGCUCUCCUCUGUAGUGGAAGAACUUCGCAGUUUCUUAUCUCUGACGCCAGACCUGAUUCAUGACCUUCGACCUUCUGUUUCCCAGUCAUUAGCAAGGUAUCACAAUGAGGCACAAUCUUGCUUAAGGAACAAAGUAUCUGAACUUGAAGAUGAAAAACUUGUUCUUAUCAAUCAAGCUUCAGAUCUUCAUAGUCGGAUAGAAGAAUUAAACUCAGAAGUUCGAGAAUCUAGAAAUGCAUUCAUGGAACUUAACGAGAAACAGGAAGCUGAAAAGACAGAACUUCAGUGUCAACUUCAAAUGCUCCAAAUGGAAAUUUCAUUCUUAUCAACAUGUGCCUUAGCGAAAGAAAAAGAAAAUAUCAAAAAGGAAUUGGAGAAAGCAAAAUCAAAAUUAAAAGAUACAGAAUUCAAGCUCAAGAAUGCUGUGCAGGAGAAAACAAAGCUCGAGGGUGAGAAGGCGUGUGCAGAGAGAGAACGUAAGAAAGUGCAAUGCCAGAAGGCAAGGCUACGCUUGAGCGUGACAUGA
Striga hermonthica is the source of this 2217-nucleotide messenger RNA. The record is from the annotation of a GenBank genome assembly. NCBI's taxonomy places the organism in Eukaryota, Viridiplantae, Streptophyta, Magnoliopsida, Lamiales, Orobanchaceae.